GCGAGGUAAAAGAAGAAGAGAAAACACGCGCUGUCACUAGCACGAGCGAGUCAUUUUGGAACAGCGUCUGUUACCGUCCCGAACAUGGAUGCCAAGAAAAGCGUGGAACCUGAUGCAUCGAAGAAGUCGCGUCGGAAGAAGUCCGUCGCUUCGUCGCGUCCCCUUGAAAUCGAAACUGAUGUUUCACGAAUCAGCAAGCGCGGGUUAGGAAACAAGGCUUCAGCUGGACUCAAAGAAACAAAGGGCUCGAAGGACACCCUGACACAGCAUACGAGCAAGAAGUCUGCUAGCGAGGAAGAAGAUCGCAGAAAGACCACGGAGAGCACAAGGAACAAAAAGACAACUCUAUCAACACAGCGCAAGCGUCCCUCACAAACGCUACCUGAACCGCCAGUGCUGCUUACGCAAGAUGUUGUAACGCCUUCGCCCCUACGGGCUCUUUCGGAAAAAAUCGACCUCUUGAACCUGGGACAUCCAAAUACAAGCCCUCCGCAAGGACCUGCGAAAGAGGAGGAGACUACGAACAAACUAGACAAGCGAAGAUAUUCCAAGCAAAGAGAAACAAGGACAUCAGAAAAACUGAACAUAUCUAAAACUGCUCGGAAAUCGGCCACACCAAUGUUAACAGCCGCCAUCCUCAUCGUCCUCCUCAUCGUUGUCAUCGCCUUCGCCUCAGUCAUCUUGAUCUACAAGCAUUACAAGAAACAACAAGAGCGAAAUAUUAUACAGUGCAAGACAACUGCAUGCAAACGGAUCCAGGGGGAAAUAGAUGACCUACUGGACAAGAAGAUUGAUCCAUGCACCGACUUUUACGGAUAUGUCUGCCGUAAGUGGAUACCACAUUCACCCAACGGGACAACGGGAUUUAUACAGGAUGUAUUAGAUACUUACUAUCAUGCCCUCAUAUCGGCCCUCGAGUCUCCCGAGACAAGGGAGCCAGACACAUUCGGGAUGCAUGUCAUGGCGAAAUUGUUUGGAGUAUGUGUGGACUACAUGACCAAAGACAAGGGUACCUUCACGGACGCCGUUGGAAGAGUCAUAGACUUACUGAAGCUGGACAUGAUUAUCGAUCGCAAGCAACAGCUACUACCGUUCCUUGUGGGGUUAUCUCUGUCGCGUAACAUACACUCGGUGUUUUUUAUUCAAUUUCGCCGCAUGGGAAACAACAGAUAUGUGCAAAUCGAAUAUGGUGAUACUAUGUUCUCAAAGAUGAACGACGUUCUGCCUAAAUUCGCGGUACGUAGUACGUUCGACGUAUUUUACGCGAUGAUGAAGAGCAUGACGUCGAAAUUUCUGAAGCAUCCUCGUGUCAACUCUGACAUCGCCCCGGACGUUAUGUUAGGGGUAGAUUUCCGUAUUGCCGAUCUCCUACGUACAAAACCGACCGUGUCUUACGCAACGUUCGCCGAUCUGACAGCAUUUAUAUCACGCGAAGGGCUGAAAAACUUCAUAGAGGUCAUCAACAAGUACGCGCCACCAGGAUUUAAAGUCGGCCUCAGCAGCACAGUCAGAUUCUCGGGAAUGCGGACUAUGACAGCUGUAAAUGCACUGCUCGUCAAUGAAAGUGCCGGGAUGCGGGAAACAUACCACACACUGAACAUAGCGACUAGUCUUCUCAGGUACACUGCGUUCAAAGACGAAGCCCAGAGAAGCCCUGCGAUAGUUCCGUACAUGUGCUUGCGUGCAACAAGGAUUGCCUUUACUAACACGUGGGGACUGCUCAUAGCCCGACUGAUAGGCGAUCCAAGGCGCGGAACAGCAGCCCGAGAGCUUGCUACAAGAGUCAGGGACAUGGUUCUGGAAGAAACUGUUUUCGAAAAUUUUACGUCCCUCGACCGAGAAAGAGGUAAGACAUUACUGCGAGAAACAAUGUUGGUCACUUACGAUGAUGCGCAUACUACAAAGAUGACCGAAUACAUCGAUUACACAACUUGGAAUCUUCAAGGAAACCACCCGUUUGAGGUUUUUCUUGAAGCCGGAGAAAAGGAAAGUAUCAUGCUGCGUCGGUCCUUUUCCGUCGAGUUUGCCGUCAAGGCCAGUUUGGUCCAAUUAAAUCCAGAUAUAACGUACUACAAAAUAGAAUCGAGUACAGAGUCGGGUACCACGAGAUACCUGGCGGUACCCACAGCAUAUCAGAUUCCUCCUCUAUUGUACUUCGAAGAGAUGAAUGAGAUUCCGCUUUACAUCAACAUGGCCACCAUUGGCGCUCUGGUCGCGAAGGAGAUGGUGCGUCCUUUGGCGUCGUCAUUUAAGUCCAGCAAGUCCACCAAGGCGCUUAAUGAGUCUCUGAAAUGCGUCAAGAAAGUUGCGGCAGCACAGGGUGUACGCUUCGAAGAUGGAGGUGACCUGUGGGAGAACGAAGUCGUCCUGCGGUACUACGGGUUCCGAAUCGUCUACGAAGGGCUCAGGCGCAUCCUGCUCAGCUUGGGGGAGUCAACAACCGGGGAUAUUUGGAAGGAAGCCCAGCGUUACCUGUUCGUCCGCUUCUGCAUGCUGGCAUGCGCAAGCGACAGUCCGAGCAAUCGACAGAUAUUCAAAGCGAACUGUAUGCUUACAGUGUUGACAAACCCAGAGUUUGCCACUGUCUUCGGUUGUACUGGAAAGGCUGCUUUCAAGGCCAACUGCUAACAAUGUCACUGCAUAUAAAUUGACCGUUUGCUGCAAGAGCAUGUCUGAGAAUACAGCGUAAUUUUUGUG
Molecule: messenger RNA, 2697 nt
Organism: Ornithodoros turicata
Lineage: Eukaryota; Metazoa; Arthropoda; Arachnida; Ixodida; Argasidae
Exons: 2
Coding region: 85-2628 (847 amino acids)
Biological process (GO): protein processing
Cellular component (GO): plasma membrane
Molecular function (GO): metalloendopeptidase activity
Source: RefSeq, a predicted model, not a curated record